This is a messenger RNA of Aspergillus vadensis CBS 113365, 336 nucleotides long. RefSeq lists its product as uncharacterized. The coding region runs from base 1 to 336 and encodes 111 amino acids. NCBI's taxonomy places the organism in Eukaryota, Fungi, Ascomycota, Eurotiomycetes, Eurotiales, Aspergillaceae. The transcript is spliced from 3 exons. The record is from RefSeq and is a predicted model, not a curated record.
AUGCUCUUCAACAAGUCCAUUCUGGCCGCUACUUUGGCCGUUUUCGCCACCGGCGUCUUUGGCCAGACAAUUGAGAUCCAAUAUGGCACCAGCAAGGACAACACCCACAAGCAGGAGGUUGAAUUGGACAUACUUACUCCACUGAAAUAUCCUGGCUAUUACUCAUACUGGUAUUCUCCGGAACCGUGCCGUGUGAUCCAACAGUUGCACUUCCUUCCCGGCAGCGACGGGUUCGGUCUUGAAAAGGGCGAGCAUGAGUUUAUUAUACCUAGAUAUAUGGCUCAUGUUAUCUGCUACCAUGAUGAUGAGGAUGAUGAGGAGGGUAAUGAUGAAUGA